Molecule: messenger RNA, 395 nt
Organism: Nerophis lumbriciformis (worm pipefish)
Lineage: Eukaryota; Metazoa; Chordata; Actinopteri; Syngnathiformes; Syngnathidae
Product: histone H4
Cellular component (GO): nucleosome
Molecular function (GO): protein heterodimerization activity; structural constituent of chromatin; DNA binding
Source: RefSeq, a predicted model, not a curated record
AUGUCAUCGUUCUUCUCGAACUACUCAAAAGCAAUCAUGUCUGGACGAGGCAAGGGAGGCAAAGGACUGGGGAAAGGAGGCGCCAAGCGUCACCGUAAAGUUCUCCGUGAUAACAUCCAGGGAAUCACCAAACCCGCCAUCCGUCGUCUGGCUCGCCGCGGCGGAGUGAAGCGUAUCUCCGGCUUGAUCUACGAGGAGACCCGCGGCGUCCUGAAGGUGUUCCUGGAGAAUGUCAUCCGUGAUGCCGUCACUUACACCGAGCACGCCAAGAGGAAGACUGUGACCGCCAUGGAUGUUGUCUACGCCCUGAAGAGGCAGGGACGCACUCUGUACGGUUUCGGAGGCUAAACAUUCCCUUCUAUCUAUCAAUCAAAACGGUCCUUUUCAGGGCCACA